GAUUCGAUUAGUCUCUCUUUAAGUGCGAACAGCCGCGCAUCGCCAAUCUCUGUCCCAGAUUCCGCAGAUCUCGAUCCGGAAGUCAAUCGGUAUGCUUUCGAAAUCACUUGGAUCGCCUCUGCUCGGCUGCCUGAUCAUCAUCAGUGCAAUCUGUGGCAUCGCUCAAUCGAAUAUCGUGCAGUCCCCCUGUCCAAUGGGCUAUCAAUAUGUCAACGACAAGUGCUUUAGCUUCUGUUCCGAGGGCCAGUACUUACACAUAGAUGGAAAAUGCUACCCACAGACUACGUAUAGGUGUAGACCAGGGUAUUUUCUUAACACUGAUGGAAAGUGCUAUCGCACAAAUCCUGAACCCUGUCCUUUUGAGUCCACAACCACUACAACAACAGAACCCACUACUACAACUACAGAACCAACAACCACCACAACAACAACUGAACCCACUACGACAACAACAGAACCCACUGCUACAACAACCACCACAACAACAACAGAGCCUACAACUACAACCACCACAACAACAACUGAACCUACCACAAUAACAACAACAACAACUACUGAGCCACCUAUAGUUGAUCCUCCCAUUCUUGGCGAACUGACUCGCUGUCCGCCGGGCUCGAUUUACUUCGACUCACAAUGCCGGAAAAUCGUCUGUACGGAAGGCGAAUACUACGCUGGACGCUGCAUUUUCUCCGCCUGUCCGCCGGGAACUGUUUGGUUUGGUAAACGUUGCCAGGAACCAGGAUAUAUCACCACUAUCCUGGAGAUUGGCAAUGAGAUCCACAAUGAGCACAGAUACACGGUGACCAGCGAAAACAUAAAUCGGGUGGAGUACAUUACAGCCGCACCUUACGAUCCGGAUAAGGACAAUACCUACGACUUUAGUACACCCAUAAGUGUUCCAGAUAAUAGUGUAUACCCAACAACAACAAAAACAUCAACAACAACAAGGCGUCCCUGGAUAUAUACCAGCAUUAGGCCAACCACGGAGCAGUCGGUGGUGAUUGAACCCUUUCCGGGACGAACUCCCAAGCCGGGUUGCUGUUUCGUGAAGAGUCCCCGCAUCUGCGUCAACUAUGCCCCCAACUGGGUGUGCUCCACCAAGGAGAAGAAGUUCUGCGAUCCCAGGGUCUGUACGGCGCCAGUAGUUUAUCUCAAGCCGCCGCAGAUAGUCCAUGGUGAAAACCCAAAGCGGGUGAUAAUGCCACCCAAUCCGCCGCUCCUGGCCUGCAGUACGCCAGAGUGCAUGGAGAGCGAGGUUUUGGAUUGUUCCGGCUGCAAGGAUAAUCGGCGGGAAAAGUGCUCGCAAGGGUGCUACAGCUACUAUUGCCCCAAUGGAUCUUGCGCAUUUAUGAACACCGAGAACUUUUGCGCCAUAUAUCCGGGUGAAUUUGGGUGUAAUGCGAAAGAUGGAUGUAUAUGGGACUGGUGCAAUAAGAAGUGCUACUAACUCAAGCUCUGUCGUUUGUUAAUCUUUAAAUCUUAAAUAAAUCAAGUAAACAUUUA
Messenger RNA from Drosophila elegans, 1503 nucleotides. RefSeq names its product mucin-2. The transcript is spliced from 6 exons. The record is from RefSeq and is a predicted model, not a curated record. Bases 92 to 1447 code for a protein of 451 amino acids. Lineage: Eukaryota; Metazoa; Arthropoda; Insecta; Diptera; Drosophilidae.